CUGCAGCCGCCCAGCGACCAGACAUGUCUGCGCAACAAACUGCCCCUGCCCAGCCCGAGCAGCAGCCGCCGCCUUGUGAGGAGACUAAUAAGUCUGAGGAGACUAAUAAGCCCGAGGAGACUAAUAAACCCGAGGAGAUGAAGGCUGAGGAGAGUAAUAAGGCUGAGGAGCAGCCGGAGACAGCGGCGGAGGCAGCAGCAGCUGAGGAGGAGGCGGCGGCGGCUCAGCCCGAGACAACGUACAAAUCUCUGCUCCUCUCUGCCCACGGGGGAUACGAUAAAGUGAAGCUGCAAGUAAAGAAGGGAUCGCCCGUCCCUAAAGCCGGGGAGGUGCUGGUGCGAGUGAAAGCCUGCGGGCUCAACUUUGCCGACUUGAUGGCCAGACAGGGAGUGUACGAUCGGCUGCCCUCUCUGCCCGUCUCCCUGGGCAUGGAGUGUGCGGGCAUCGUGGAGGAGCUGGGAGAGGGGGUGACUGACAGGCAGGUUGGUGACAAGGUGAUGGUCCUUAAUCGUUUUGGCCUCUGGCAAGAACUUGUUACUAUCCAAACAAACCACACCUUUCUCAUGCCUGAUGGGAUGAGUUUUGAAGAGGGGGCUGCCUUUCUGGUGAACUACAUCACUGCCUACAUGAUUCUGUUUCACUUUGGAAACCUGAGACCAAACCAAAGUGUUCUGAUCCACAUGGCCGCAGGUGGCGUGGGCACAGCAGCUGUUCAGCUCUGUAAAACAGUGGACAACAUUACAAUAUUUGGAACCGCAUCUGCAUCAAAGCAUGAAAACCUGAAGGAGAAUGGGGUAUUGCAUCCCAUUGACUACAGGAGCAAUGAUUAUGUUGAGGAAGUGCGGAAAGUCUCCCCUAAAGGAGUUGAUAUUGUCAUGGAUCCCCUCGGAGGAACAGACACCUGUAAAGCCUUUAACCUAUUAAAACCUAUGGGCACACUGGUGAUAUAUGGGGCAGCCAAUUUGUUAACUGGACAAAAGAAAAACAUUAUGGCGUUGGCCAAGUCCUGGUGGAACCAGUUCAGCGUAACUGCCAUGCAGCUGAUAAGUGCGAACAAGUCGGUAUGUGGCUUCCACCUGGGGCACCUCGAUGAAGAACUAGAGUUGAUUACAAGUGUCGUGUCAACACUGCUGGAUCUUUACAAGCAGGGCAAGAUAAAGCCCAAAAUUGACACCAUGUUUUCUUUUGAACAGGUGGGUGAUGCAAUGAGACAAAUGCAAGAGAAGAAAAAUGUUGGUAAAGUUAUCCUGAUCCCUGACAUGCCAAAGGAAGAGGCAGAAAAGGAUGCAACGGAGGAGGCCAAAAAGGAUGCAAAGAGCGAGGGGAAAAAGGAUGCAAAGGAGGAAACCAAAAAAGAUGCAAAAGGGGAGGCGAAAAAAGAUGCAAAAAAGGAUGCAAAAAAGGAUGCUAAGGAGGAUGCAAAAAAGGAUGCUAAGGAGGAUGCAAAAAAGGAUGCUAAGAAAGAGGAAAACUAGAGUGAUUUAGUGCAGCUUAGAGGGAGUGGAAGGUCUGCUGGUGGUAAAAAAUGGUCCUACUAGUGUGUGUGUUUUGUGUUUGUAUUUGGGGGUGGAAUGAAGCAAAGUAGAGGUGUCAUGCUUUGGUUGCAGUGAAUAAGUAUCUACUCUAUUGCCCACAACCAAUACCAGGGUUCCUAUAAAGAACAUUCACUGCUCACCUAUGUGAAAUUGGCAACGUGCAUCAGAUUUACCAAAGGGGAAAAGUUUACAUGUGUUUUCUCUUUGAUUUGAUCAGAUGCAGCUUUCAUCUGCAAAAUGUUCUUUCUAUAUGUGAUCUCUCCUUUAAUAUUCCUAUUUCUCUCGUGUAUUUACACUAUUAAACAUUCAUUUUUUUGA
Molecule: messenger RNA, 1853 nt
Organism: Xenopus laevis (African clawed frog)
Lineage: Eukaryota; Metazoa; Chordata; Amphibia; Anura; Pipidae
Gene: vat1.L
Product: vesicle amine transport 1 L homeolog
Biological process (GO): negative regulation of mitochondrial fusion
Cellular component (GO): mitochondrial outer membrane; membrane
Molecular function (GO): zinc ion binding; quinone reductase (NADPH) activity; oxidoreductase activity
Source: RefSeq, marked provisional